AUGGAGUUGGCCAGGCCCGCGACACCUGGUGGGAUCAUCGUUACCAGCCACAAGAGUAUUCCGACCAACCUUAGGAAGAGAAACUUUUCUCUUUCUUCUCGGGGCCUGCGGAAGGCUAUUGAGCAUCUUCCUUCUCUUAACAAGCGACGGCUACGACUCGAAAAAUAUGUAUUCUUGUCUAUCUUUUUCUCGAUAAACUUUACCCUCAUCUACAUGUCAAUGUACAUCUCUAAGUUCUAUUGGAUACUACUUCCGAUAUAUUUCCUCAGGCCACUGAUUGACGUCGUCGAAAUUUUGACAAUAGUGAUCGCUUAUCCUACCAGAAGAGCAAACGCACGCCAACCUAAAGCCCCAGAAACGUUGGAGAAUCUCGUUUAUCUGCUUCCAUGUUACAAUGAAACGUAUACAGAGUUGAUGAACUCGUUGAACUCCCUCGCCGAGCAAAAACAUCUCGAUACCCACAACAAGGCCAUCAUCAUCGUUUGCGAUGGGCGAUGCAAGGGCAAGGGCAUGACAAAGACCACAGCGGAACAUCUUACGCAGGACGUCAUUGAGCGUCCAUCAAUCACUCUUGCCCGAGAGGCUUACACGUCAUGGGAUGGUAGCCAAAUGAAUGUUGAGGUUGUUCAAGGCGAAUUCAGAGGGCUGCCGGUUUUCUGCAUCAUCAAAGAAGAGAAUCGCGGGAAAAGAGAUGGCAUUAUUCUUGUUCGAUCAUUCCUGCACAAGUUCAACCUACGCAAUACGAAACCAUCCGCCGGCAUCCUCGCACCUUGGUUCCUCGCUCAAGUUUCUGAUUUCCUCAUUAAAGUCUCGAUGCUGUCUGUGGAAUACGUCGUUGGCAUGGAUGCGGAUACCCGAUUUGACGCAGAGUGCGUCCUUAACCUCAUACAAACGGCGAGAGAAGGCGAACAGGUGGUUGGAGUAAGUGGCUACGUUCUCGCAGACUUUACAACGUCCAAGCCAUACUCCAUUCCGUAUCUUUAUCAAAACGCAGAGUACGCUAUCGGACAGCAUCGCCGGCGCCUUCGGCAAGACCUCACUAGCAGAAAGGUCACCUGCCUUCCAGGAUGUUGUCAGCUUCUUCGAGUAAUUGAGAGUACUUGCGGAGAUGAAAUACUAGGGCAGUUUGGGUACUAUCCAAAGGAAAAGGAUGGCCUCUUCCGAACGAUUCAAUCAAUGAUGAGCGAGGAUAGAGACCAUGUCUGUCUAGUUCUUCGCGAAAACGCCGACGUCGAAAUUCGUCAAUGUCUCACUGCGCGGGCCUUCACCUCCGUCCCACAAUCAUUUCCAGUAUUCCUUAGCCAGCGUCGGCGGUGGACGCUGGGGCCAAUAACAAGCGACGUUCUUCUCGCAGCCAGGAAAACGACUGGAUGGGUUGAAAGGUUAGCGGCAACAGCCUCAACAUUAGACAGUGGCGUUACAUUGUCCAUGCUUCUUUCUCGGUGGUUCCGAGAGGAUUUUGAUCCCCAAACGGGCAUGAUUUUCUUCGCCCUUGAUACAUUCCGUAACAUAUGGAACCUUUCAAUUGUUUUCAUGUCUCCGAGGUCAUUGAAAGAAGCUAUUCAAUAUUUAAUCGGCGUCGUUAUAUGUAACGCUUUAGGUCCUUAUGUGUGCAUGACAGUAGUGCUCUACUCUUUGUAUCACUUGGAUGAUUUCCGGUGGGGAAAAACCCGAAUUGUUAUUGAGGACGACAGCAAUCGCAAGCCGCAUUCAUAUUGUAUAACAAAUUCUCAGGUAGCGUAG
This is a messenger RNA of Hyaloscypha bicolor E, 1743 nucleotides long. RefSeq names its product glycosyltransferase family 2 protein. Gene Ontology annotation, cellular component: cell septum; cell periphery. Bases 1 to 1743 code for a protein of 580 amino acids. The record is from RefSeq and is a predicted model, not a curated record. The transcript is spliced from 3 exons. NCBI's taxonomy places the organism in Eukaryota, Fungi, Ascomycota, Leotiomycetes, Helotiales, Hyaloscyphaceae. Gene Ontology annotation, molecular function: chitin synthase activity.